GUGACAGACCAAUGUGUCCAAUUUGUGUCCCAUUCAAAAGGCAAGACCACCAUGUAGAUUGCACUCAGUACAUGCCUGCUCAAAACAUGCUGCCCUCCCUGAGACUGCAGGUGGAAAUGCUUUCACAUGGAACGCCUCUGUCCCAAAGGAUAGUCGGAGCAAGUCAAGAUGCUUCAUGCUGAAAGUAGAGUAAGGCUCUUGGAGUGUCAGGAUGAAAUCACGAUUGAACCAUGUUCUAAAAAAAUGAAGUCAACGGAAGGGGCUUAUGAGAAACUCUCUCAGGAUGACAACCAGUACAUUCAGGAUGAAGUGGACCCUGACAGAACUUGUAAUGAUUUGACACCAGUGUAUGUCUCAGAAAGCCAAGGGGAACAUGAACUACAAAAGCAAGAGGAAAUACCCAUGGGUGUCUUGGGAACACCAAAUGAAGUGCUUCCUGAAAAUAAUCUAGAGCUUAGUCAGCCACUUGAUUCAGAGAUUGCAGAGAAUAUAAAUCCUCCAUUUGUAUCAAUAAGCAGCACCAAAGUUGAAGAAGAAAAAGAUCUUCUUACAUCAAAUAAUGUUGAUGAUGAUAAUGUUAAAAAUACAAGUAAAACAUUCUCACUAAAUAGAAGUGAAUGGGAUGAUGAGUUUAUUACAAGCAAAGAAUUUAUUGGACCGAUUUACAAGCCUGCUGAAAGUAACAAACAGGACAAAUCUGAAAGUUGUGAAUGUAGAAGCGAUGCAGGAGAUCAGGGUGAACUGCAUGAAAACAGAGAUAAAAGAAAGGAAGCAAAGACAAUGGAAAAUGUUUCUUCUGCUGUACCAGAAAUGGAUGAUGAACUGAACCAGUUCUAUAAGGAAAUUCACCAGCUGGAAAGUGAAAAUUUAAACACAUUUCAGGAGAAAGAAACUGAAACCUCUCAGGAGCAAUAUUCUGCAUAUAAUUGCAGUCAGACAUCACAAGAGGAUCAUCAACGUUCAUCGCUGGGCAGCCCACGACCAUUUAAUGAGAACGGACAGUGUUUCUCUGGAGAAGAGCAAAGUCAGAAAACAAGCAGCGAGCAGCAGUUUGCCACAGAAACAAGUGGCUGGAAACCUGAAAAUACCAUUAAUGGACAAAUAGAUUCUGAGUAUUGGAACAACUCAGUGCCUGAAUUCAGACCUGCCUGGCAGUCAACCAAGUCUUUCAUAGUACCUCAGGGGCUUCUUCCUCCUAGACUGAGCCAUCAGUCGCAUUUUCAGAUACUGAAUUCCCCACCACAAAAAGCAAACACUUUCCUUUCUCAGCAUGAUGAUUUUUCUUAUAAAAAUUACUGUGGUUACCGUGGAAAUAAUGAUACCAACUGUCAUAGUCCAUUGCCUGAUCCAAGUCAUACUGAUAUCUAUAGUGCUCAGGUCUUCAGGAAUGGAAAUAAUGAGCAGAAUGGACCUCAAAAUAAUGGUUUCUGUGAAACCAGAGAAGAGUGUUGGAAGGAUCCAAAAAUGUACAGUACAGAAGGAAUGCACAGAUUUUCUUCCUUGCAGUUCCCUGAAGAAAGAUAUGGUUGUGCACAGAAAGUGCUCCUAAUCUUAAGAGGCCUACCUGGUUCAGGGAAAUCAACACUUUCUCGUAUUCUGCUUGGUGAAAGCUGUGAUGGCAUUGUACUCAGCACCGAUGAUUAUUUUCGUCAACAAGAUGGCUAUAUGUAUAAUGUCGUUCAGCUUGGUGAUGCUCAUGACUGGAACCAGAAGAGAGCAAAGCAAGCAAUGGAGCAGGGAAGAUCUCCAGUUAUAAUAGACAACACUAAUACUCAAGCCUGGGAGAUGAAACCAUAUGUGGAAGUGGCUCUAGAAAAGGGAUACAGAGUGGAGUUCCAUGAGCCUGAUACUUGGUGGAAGUUUGAUCCUGAAGAAUUAGAAAAGAGGAAUAAACAUGGGGUCACUCGUGAGAAGAUUGCUCAGAUGUUGGAACGAUACGAAUAUCAAAUAUCCAUACCUAUUGUCAUGAAUUCAGUUGCACCUCCUCACAAACACACACAAAGGCCACCUCUGCAGCGAAGACAUAGGGAGAUAAUUUUAAGGAAGAACCAUGGGCACCCAUUAACAAAAGCAAAGCAGAGGAAAAAGCGAAGAAGAAGCAAAAAAAUGAAAGGCAAUCAUACAGAAAUCAUGAAGAAAAAGUUAGGUGGAGGAACUCAUCUCAUUCCAGAUGACCAGGAAACAUCAGAAAGUGAGGAGGAUGAUUCAGAAGAAGAAAACAGAAAGUCUUUGUCUACAUUUGGUGAAGGUCCCGAGGAUCCAGUAACAGGUUGUGAAGAGCAGCCAAAGGAUGAUCGUGAAAGCCUUAAAGAAUUUGCAAGGUUCUCAAAAGAAGGGUCUCCUAUCACUGUGCCUGAGAUCUCAGCGGUGUCCAGCAGUGCACUGGAAAAUGAAUUGCCUGCAGAUAGUGACAGUUCACUUCUAAUAGAUGUAAAACCUUUAUGUACUGUAAACCAAACCAAAAAUGCUUUUGAUUUUGAGGAAACAAAUCAAAGGCACGAUGAAAAUCUCUGCAAGAGCAGUUCUCUAAAAAUAAACAAUGAUAAAAAUUCCAUCCAAAAACCAAAAUGCAACUGUGAAGAUAACAGCCUGCUGUUGAGCACAGAAAACAAACUUAAAAUUACAUGUGAGCCUGACACAGAAGUUAAACUGUUAUGUUUAAAUGGUGAAAAAAAAGAAGUCUCUUUGUGUUCCAAUUCAGAACUAAAUUAUGAUGUGCCUGAUAGUAACACAGACAAUAAAAGUGCAUUAAAACCAGAAGAGAAUUGCUCUAAUGGCUGGGCUUUUUUUUCAAUUAAUUUAUCUACCGAGGAAUUGCAGCUGGGCUCUGAUAGACAAUUUUCCCUCUCCUCUUGGUCUGAGGAUGAGUUUGUAGGUGAACAAAGACUAAAAACUGUGAGGAAACCUGAACAGAUUUAUACUAACAGUUCAACAGAGAUAAAUUGUCAUUGGUCAAAUGAAGGACUGCUAAAGGAAAACCGCCAGGUACCAUUAACCAAGGAGGCUGGUAAUGUAACAAGCAAUGGUCUGUUGGCAUCUCCAGCUGGUGAAAUGCACGUGGGUUCACUUGGGGAAUCCAGGAACACCUCCCCACGCGGUUCGAGUGAAGUAAAUGUUCCAAGAAAUGAUGCUGCACCUGUUGCAUCAAGGAGGAAAAGACACAGAAGAAUUGUCAACUUGGCACCCAAGUUUAAUGUACCGAGAGAGAUUGCCGGUAGUACAGAGGGAGGGAAGGAAAUCCCAUUAAAAGAUGAUGGUCCCUCAAAAAGUGUUUUAGAAGUGGAGCAAAAGAGCUUUCUAAACCAAGACUGUGGAGAGGAACAUGAACAAAACCUUGAGUUUCCAGAAUAUUCUGCACCCUGCAGUGGCCCAGAGACUCCCUGUUCUGUGCCCACCCCUGAUGUGGAUUCUCUGUUACAAGAUAUUUCAUAUUUUCAUUUGGGACAAUCUUCUCCUAUGCCAAAAUAUUCUUGUAGUGUUUGUGUAAUUUCCAGCUCAGAGGAGGAGCAAGCUAGUACUCCUAGGCAACAACAGGUGGUUGAUAAGAAAACGAGUGAGAAUGAACAAGCCUCUUCAGAGGUUACGAACAAACAACCAGAUAUUUUGUCUUCUCUUAAAGUUCUCUCUGAAUAUCCAGAAGAUCCUUGUGUAUUAGAAAGCUGUGUUGAAAAUGUGCAUAGAACAGAUGAUCCAGAGCCAUCAGAGGCCUUUCCACCUGAAGAUACUCAAGAUGUGAAUAUUAAAGCUAGCUUUCUGGGACUUCCCUUAUCAAUAGGAUUUGCUUUUCAACUUGUGCAGCUCUUUGGUUCUCCAGGUCUUCCACUGGAAUCCUUGUUGCCAGAUGAUUAUGUAGUUCCUCUUGACUGGAAAGUUUCAAAGAUGAUCUAUUUACUGUGGAAGACCUCUGUGGAGGAGAAACAGAAAACCAGUGGAUUGCAAAACAGAAAUGCUUUGGCUGAUGAUAUAAUUAGCCUUGAAGAUCUAAAUAAAAAUUGCCAAGAGAAUGAAGACACUUCUGAUACGCUUCCAGAAGCGGAAUUACUUCAAGGGCUCAUAGAAGAAAACAUCACAAGCUAUGCUAGCAGUGGCUGUCUGGAUGCUGUGCUUCCUCAGUCAUAACUGACCAUCUUUAAAAAAAAAAACCUGCAUGAAGGAAAAGAAACUUUUCACUUUGAUUCCACCAUGGAUGGACUUCAGUUUGCAACCAAGGAUUUUAAAUGUAAGGAGUAACCUGGAAGAAAGUUACCAGUGUGACUUAUUUUUGGUGUGAAUCUGUGGCCAUCUGUUUUUUUUUCCUCCACCUAGAUCAAGUUCUCUGUCCACAUAAUAAAAAUCAAAAUUGGGAUAAUUUUUUAUUGCUUAGUGAAAGGUCCCUUUCUGACACCCUUCUCUUCACGUUUGAGCAUGAUAUAAGGAGACUGAAAGUAGCACCAAGGAGGUGUCUGUCCACAUGAGGUGUGAACGUCAGGCUCUGGUGUUUAACGCACUUGUCUGAGGGCCCCAAAUUUUGCUACAGGAACUGGGACAUGAACUAGUAACAAUACCUGCCUGCAGGGAAAUAUGUCUUUUUUUCUGUUUUUAAUGAAGUGUCUUAUCCAACUUCUGCCUGCUCUUACCUUUCAUCCUCUUACUGAUAAUUACCUCCCAGUCUCUUUAUGAUGUUAAGUGGAAAAAGUCUUCAUCAAUCUCUCCUUCCCACUCUUUUAUCCGUAGCUGCACAACUUACAUUGUUUUCUCCUGGAAUGAUGCUUCAUGUUUCCCUCCAGCUAGGUUCAUUUGGGACUAUAGAUAUAAGAAGGAAGUUCUGCUAUAGAUCUGGUUCACUGGAAGAAAAUUGUGCAUGGUUUGUGUUAGAUGGAUAAGACUUAUAACUAAAAAAAAAACGGUAAUUGGUGACUUGAUGUUUGUUAGAGGUAUUCCUUUUGCCAUUGUUUUUACUUAAAAUUCUUAUGUAAGGAGAAAUUUAAAGUAAAAGCAGUUCUUUUCUGUUACUGAGGAAAUUAUCCCAGUAUCACUACUGGAGUGUUGGCUUCCUGAGGGAGAGGAGCAACGGAAUUUGAUGAGCACUUAAGAAUAAAAUCUAAGAUUUUGCUCAUGCAAAUUUCUGUAAAAGGCCCCCAGAGGUAGCAGAAAUAAUUACAUAUGUGAAGUGAGCUAAAUAACCUAAGCGACAAAUUUCAUCCCAUGUUUUUAAAACACAGUAUCAUCUUUUUGUUUUGUUUUGUGUUUUCCCAAGGUGUGGUUAGAUUCAUCUAUGUUUUGCUUUCUGUGGAGGUUGUAAACAGGGCCAGGCUUCUCUGCCAGCGCUCUCUCACUUUUCUGGAGAAGCACAAAAUUGACCUGAUGUAUGGCUGUGGUCCCUAAAAUGUUGCCAAAUGUUCGGUGCAUAUAUCUUUGAAGUGCUGUGAUGCCUGGAAGUGGAGCACUGCAGGUUGGCCUUGAUCAUGAUGCUGAAGUGUCUGCCACUUUCACUUGCAGAAUGAAGGAAGCAACCACAAACUGGAGGAGGAAACUAAAAUAUGGGAUGUGGUGUGAAGGAGCAGAAAGAAAAGAGGCUGGUGGGGGCAGGGCAAGAUCACAAAGGAUGUCUGAUUAUGAGAAAAAGCAGGUCUGCUUGCUGAAAUAGCAAGUAGUGAAGGUGAGACAGGCAAUAAAGAAGGGAGGGAGGUGAAAAGAGAAAUCAGAAGAAGAUAGUGUGGAGGAAAAUGUCACUGAGAAACAGCCGUGGAUAUAGCCUACAGGAAAGGAAAAAUAAUCAAGGAGAAAAUUCAUUUAAUCAGAGCAAUUAGGAGAUAAACUUUCAAUUUAUAGACUUGUAAACUUAUAAAAUUUAUAAACUAACUUUGUCAAUUAUGAGAUAAACUUUCAUUGAUAAGGCUGGAAAAAUCUUUGUCGUGAGGAGCGUGACAAAAAGACAAAUACCACCUCACUUAUGGUGAAAAGGGUGGGAAAAGAUCAAUGAGAAGAGAAACAAGCAAGUUUAGGUUGUGUGUACUUGUCAGAAAUACUUCCCACUUCUGUGGCUUCUAGAUCCAGAAUAUUUAACCAUUUCUUCAUGUGUCUCCUCUUUCUCAUCAUGUGCCUACACCCUUUUCAUUGUGUAUCAGCUGAAAAGGCAGAGCCUGACUGAAGCUGCACUGAGAUCUAAAUGGCCAGUGUCCCCCACUCUCUAGUUAAAUAUUCCACAUAAGCAGUUAAGUUUAGAAAUACAUAAACCUUUAUGUUGCACCAUUGGCAAAACUUGGUGACUAUACUUUUUGAUGCAUUUUUCAUGCGUGUGUGUGUGAUUUUCUCCUUUCCUUGGUUGGAAACAUAUGGCUCUUCUACAGAGAGCAUAUUACUGAAAAUGUAAUGGGGAGGGAGGUAAUUCAUGCUGGUCAAAACCUCAGCUUCAGACGUACCUGAUGUACCGUGGCAACAGAAAAGUCGAUUUGGUUUCAAGAAAAUGUCACUGAAGUGUUACUAUUUUCUUCCUACCUUUAUUUAUUGAGAAAGAAUUCUGAAAGUAUAUAUUUUCUGUUACUGAAUACUGACCUUCCAGAAUGCUUGAAAUAAAAACAGUUUUCAAAAAUC
Molecule: messenger RNA, 6573 nt
Organism: Oxyura jamaicensis (ruddy duck)
Lineage: Eukaryota; Metazoa; Chordata; Aves; Anseriformes; Anatidae
Gene: N4BP2L2
Product: NEDD4 binding protein 2 like 2
Exons: 11
Coding region: 169-4119 (1316 amino acids)
Biological process (GO): negative regulation of transcription by RNA polymerase II
Cellular component (GO): nucleus
Molecular function (GO): transcription corepressor activity
Source: RefSeq, a predicted model, not a curated record